Protopolystoma xenopodis is the source of this 321-nucleotide messenger RNA. Lineage: Eukaryota; Metazoa; Platyhelminthes; Monogenea; Polystomatidea; Polystomatidae. The record is from the annotation of a GenBank genome assembly.
AUGUCUGAAGCCAGGCCGGAGAAACGUGCUAUCUUUUCUGGCUUAUCAGAUGUGCUAAGUCCUCCCUUCCCCAUUUACCCACCUCGGCCAUACAUGAUAACUUGUCGAAUUUCCACUUCGUUUGGUCUCUGGAUCCGUCGCACUCGGGCAAUCGCCAUUCUCCAAAGAAGCGGCUUUCUCAACGCCUUGAUAGGACCCAGUACUGGAGCCCGGAAGUGUGCAUCCUAUACUUUGGAAAUAGUCUUUAAUCAUAAAACUUUUUCCCGGUCCGCUGGACUUUUGCUCUUUAAGGCACUGUUUUUCUCUCUCUUAAUCGGCUAG